GAAACCCAUCACCACCCCACCGCCAAAACACAAAAAAAACAACCUCCAAACUUCUUGAUUGGUUUUCGGUAGCCAUCUUCUUUGGCUUUCGGUUAAUUGAAAUAAUAAUCAGCCAAUCUAAGCCAAUCGAAAUCUCUGUCAUCCAUACAAAUGACCCGUGAGCAGAGCAGCCAAAGACAAAUUGCCUAGCCAAAUGCAUGGUACAUAUAGGUACAACAAAAAGAAGAAGAAGAAGAAACAACAACAACAACAAGUAGCAAAUACUGUUAUGUGCACUUUACAACAAUUGUGGCCAAAUGGGCCUUAAGAUUUCCAAGAGAUCCCAGAUUAUCUGUAAGUGUGUGUGUGUGUUUGUAAUCAAGUUUCAAUAUUUCCUUGAAGACCAGACCCGACCAUACCUCCAGUCAGCAAGUGAGUCUUUGCAAUUACAAUGCGUUCAAACUGAAGGCGCCGUCGCAGCUGAUGGCAGGGCAGGCGUGCGGGCGUUGAUGGUGUCGUUGAUGAGAAGACGAGUCUUGGUGGACGGCUUUCAAAGAGGUAUGGCUUUCUGUCUGUCUGUCUGUCUAUUGACUUGACUCAACUCUUGGCCUAAGACGGCCAAGCGACCGGCUGGCUGGCUAGCUGGCUGAUCUGGUCUCUGUGUGUGAGCUGCUGAACUGUAAACUUGUGUUUGGCUAAUGAUGAACUUUUUUUUUGUUGUUUUUUUGGUUGGUCGGUGGGUAUUUUUUCGGUUUUCAAUCUUGCUAUAAAGAGGGCUGUCGUGGCCUAUCAUUGGCAUUCAGUCGUCGGUUGCCUAGUUGAAAGCAACUCAAUUGCAUUUUAAUUUAAGUUUUCUUUCUCUCCCCUCAUUUACACACACACACGACUAUGAACUCCUUCUCCGUGCUCGUAGUGUUUGCUUUGGCUGCCCUGGCUGUGGCGGAACCACCAUCCGGUUAUAACUAUCAACGCAAUGGCGGAGGUGGUGGUGGUGGAUUUGGAGGUGGCGGCUUUGGUGGUGGCGGUUUCGGUGGUGGCGGCUUUGGCGGUGGUGGCUUCGGCGGUGGUGGUGGUGGCGGUUACCGCCAAGUGGCCAUUGGACCCCAGACCUAUGAGGGCCAAAACGUUGAUCCCCAACUUUUGGAACAGGUCCGUCAAAUCCUCUUGCAGGAAGAAAGCAAAUUGGGCGGUAGAGGUGGUGGUGGCGGCGGCGGCGGUGGUGGCUAUCCCAGUGCCCCAUCGGGUUCUUAUGGUGUGCCCUCCAGCCAAUAUGGUGCUCCCUUCGGUGGCGGCGGCGGUGGUGGCCGUGUUGUUGGCAUUGAUUUGGAAGGUGUACGUCAGGCCAUCCAGGUUGCCCAAUAUCUCCAGACCAGCACCCAGGCCGGUGGUGGCGGUGGAUUUGGUGGCUACAGCGGCGGCGGUGGUGGCUACAGCAGCGGCGGUGGUGGUGGCUUUGGCGGUGGUAUUCCAUCCGGCUCCUAUGGUGCCCCAUCCAGACCCAGUGGAAGCUAUGGUGCUCCCUUCUAAAUUUUUAGCCGUUUUAGCAUAAUGUAGUUAACAAAUCAAUCCAACCAACAAUGAAAUGCUGCCAAAAACAAAACAAUACUACUCCAAGGACCAAUUAAUGAGAACGAGCGCCGAUUUAAACAAAACGCCACACAAAUCAAACGGAUUAAAAUUACGAGAAAAUCCUCCAAAGCAGAGAAGUGAUGUUCGUUGCUAUUUUCCCCUUCAAGAAAAACAAAAAAACGGACUAUAGCAACCUAUUUUGCAUAUGGUGGCAAAUAGGUUUCUAUAGUUCAGCCAAGAAUUUUAAUCCAUUUGAUGCAAAAACUCAACCGGAUAACAAAAACACAUUGUGAACAACAACAACGUUUUUUUUCAUUUCCGCAAAUUCAAAUUGUCAAGAGAAGAGUGGGGGAGGGGAGUAGGAGACAUUCUCUCUCGCUCUCAGCUCCAUACUCACCAUUUGACAAUUUGUUUAUUUGCAUUUUCAUUUUCAAAAACCCCCUCCCAAUUUUUUCCACACUAUCCACACUGACACCUCAGUGACACCUCACGCUCUCUUGUUUCUUUGUAGUCCGAAGUGCACUCACGUUGAUCUCUUCUUGUCAUUUUUUCACAAUUUCUCUCAGCGUGCGUGCACGGUACUACAAUUGUAAAUAGUUUAUUUUUUUUAUAAAUAUUUUCUUUUUUGUUUUAGUUUUUAAGUAUUAUUUUGUAAUGUUAAAUAUUUUUUUAUGUGAAACAAACAAAAAAAGGAAAGAAAAGAAACUGAAAAAAAAUUUAAAAAAAAAAAAUAAUAAAAAUAGUAAAUUUUGUCACCGUUAAA
Messenger RNA from Musca domestica (house fly), 2311 nucleotides. RefSeq names its product acanthoscurrin-2. The transcript is spliced from 2 exons. The record is from RefSeq and is a predicted model, not a curated record. NCBI's taxonomy places the organism in Eukaryota, Metazoa, Arthropoda, Insecta, Diptera, Muscidae. The coding region runs from base 868 to 1506 and encodes 212 amino acids.